CACAUUGUUAUAGACUUUUAACUACAUAUCUGUGUGUCCCCCAAUAUAUUGCAUCUGUAAAAAGGGAGAUGAUUUGAUCUUUAAUUCAGCAGAAAUACAUGAAUCCUGUUUACAAUUUAUAUAUCUCACAGUUUCAAAUAGUGAUUAAAUAUUUUUGUGUCCACUGGCGGAUUGUUUUGGAUCAGUUCCUCAUGCUCAUUUGCUUGGCCUGGAACUGACAAACACAGAAAGCAGAGCUCAGAGAUCAUGUUUUCUGCCAAUAUCGCCUUGUGUGUAUUAUCUUGAGAAUCCAAGACAAACUCCUGGGGAGGUCUCUACCAGUGAGGGGUCAACAGCGGUAGACAAAAGGUCUAUAAUGGUUUGGGGUUAAAGGUUAACUGAAACCUCAUUAUGAGCAGCCCCCACCUGGCUCAACUUCCUGAAUUUGUUCGUCAUUCACCCCAUGCAACGUCUGUGAUCAACGCAUGAACUCAGAGUUGUGAAACAACUGGAACUUUGGAGCAGCGCCCCUUUCACUGUUCCUCAUCCUGUGCCUUCCUUUUUUUUUUCUUUCCCCUGACUGUCCCCCCUCCUUCCCCUGCCAACUCCCCCCAACUCUGAGCUCCUCCUCUGCUGAAAAGACACAUUUCCUGAUGUCAUUACUAAAUCAAAAUGCUGCUCAGCAAACAGAUGUUGCGAGAGGCCCAACAUGUGGAUUUAGUGACAUAAAUUAACAAGUUGGUCGUGAGAAAACAUGUGCCAUACAGUUCAUUUUUCAUUCAAUCAAUGAAACCAUCUCUCUUGCACUGCUCUUUAAAGUGGUGUGUUGACAGUGAGAAACUACCUUACACAUGUAGCACACUCAUGAGCUCCUUGUGACAUGAAAGAACAAAAAUUUCCCACACUUUUGGUGAAAACAUCUGUGCGUUUCCUUAACAGGCAUGUGUGGGUAAAGCUAGUUGGACUUUUAAACAGCUGGUCAGCUCUGACUAACAACUUGUUCCAGAUUUGGUCAAAUUAACCUAAAUAUGAAAUCAUGGCUGUCUGCACAGCACACCCUGCAGAGUCAUGAUCACAUCCACCCCAAAACGCUAAGCCCUAAAUGUUUACUUAUGUUUCCUAUUUGGCAGAGGCAGCCCAAAAGGCAAAUAAAUCACAUGCUGUGAGCUGGCCAGGCCUUCGACUGUGAGAAACUGAGACUAAAAAGCAGAACAAGAGUUAAAGAGUAAGGGUUUUCAGAUGUGAGUCCAGCCCAGCUUGGGUGUGCUCCCUUUUAUUUGGGAGAAUGGAAAGGACAAUCUUUGUUGCCUCCACCCCUUUAAAAAAAGGAAGAAAAUCCUAAAGAAGCGUGUGUUGGAGAGGGGAAGAGCUGCUGCCAAGGCGCGGGGCCGUCAGACAGAUCUUCGAAGAACAUCUGGUAACCGCGGGUAACACUGUUUGGACAUCUGGUAACCGAAGGUUACACCGCGUCUCUUCCAUCCUGUCGGGUUUCCUGUUAUGCCUUGCUGUACUCAGUCAAAGACGUUUAGGUUUAUUAUACAUGGUCAUCAGCUGGGGAAAGCGCACCUUUAUUCAUUUUUUCUGACAUGAAGGGAGCACUUGGUUUCAUUGGGGUAUUCUUCUCCUUUCUCUCCGACACCACUUACGGAGAGAUUCACUCGCCAAUUGCUUGUGGGAACACUUCUGACAGAUGUACACACAUUUGCGAUUUCUGUUAUGAGUCUGGACUUACACCAAUGGAUUGCCUUUCGACCCUGUUUGGAUUCUUAUGUAUCAGUAAUUUUGAGACGCAUAUGGGAUCACUAAACAGCACUGACUGGUGCAUUUGGGAUAAAGUGAUAAAGUCAUAUAGUAACUUCAGCCUUUGCACAGAGGAGAUGUCUGACUGUCUCAUGAUCCCAUGGCCCAACCCUCUGGUGGAAACGACCUUUGUCGACAUUCACUCCAAGUUUUUCAAAGAUUGUCCCACAGAGGAGCUAAGCGACCCACCGCCAGUCAUUGUCUUUGCCCUGGUGAUAACUCCCAUCUGCCUGAUCCCUGUCAUGGUCAGCCUUGUGGUGCUCAAGACUAAGAAUGGGGAUGGCAGCUCCUGAUAAUCUUGAAUCUCUGCUCUGCUCACAGCCGCCAAGAAUAUCACUUUUUGGAUCCAUGCUCUCCCUUUCCUCCCAACCUGAGGACUGCUUGUUUACUGCUGCGCUUUCAUCUCGCCAGUGACCUUGCAGAGGAGUGACUCUUUCUGACAAGUUUACUGGCACUUCACAACUGAAUUCUGAAAUGUCAGCGACUUAGAAAGCCUAUCAACAGACAAUCCUGUUUCAGAGUCAAAGUCAUAUUCUGUGGCAUCACAACUAACAAUGACAAACUCCCUGUGACAAAAGAGACUCACUGACAAAAUCUGUUAUUAUAAAUUCAUGUACUGUAUUAUAGUGAGUCUCAUUAACACUUUUAAAGAAGAGGCUAUGACAAAAGAAUUGUUUUCAACUGGAAAUCUGAACAUUGAUGGUUUUGGUUACAUCCAAAGUGGAUACACAUGUUCAGAAAACAGCUUAAUUUAUAAUAGAGAAUCCAAUAUUCAGGUUUCUGACAAAAGCUCUAGAGUUUGCAAGAGUACAAACAAAAUAUAUUUGUGUUGACACUCCUCAUUAUGUUGGACACCAGUUGUGUUGGUAAAAUACAAAGUAUUUUUGUUGUUUUCCUAUGAAAUGUAUUUUGUGUUUGGUUUUUGCUGCUGCACAAACUUAACUAUUCUUUGAGCCACUAAUUCGACAGCGUAUUGUCUAUUCCAUUCCAAUCUGAUGUGAAAAGUGAAAAGGGUUCCUCUCUGUGUGGAUAUGGAAAUGCGCAUUGCCUGAUGCAUGGAUGUGGUUAGGUGAGUCAUAGCACAUGGAAAGUCUGGGGUCAGAGGUUACACAUGGGACACAAUGAGUGGGCACGCCCAGACAGGAAGAUCUUUUUCCUGGUAUUGUCUAUUUUUGAACAGUAACAAAUCCUUCACCACUUUCCCCUGUCCAAACAGUGACAAUCCUCAUGAUCAUAUGAUGAGCUGACUGAAGCAAGGUUUAUCUAAAAUCUCUGUCCAGCUCAGAAAAAGGACAUUUAGUUUGACUGUGCUGCACAGUGAUGAAAACUGAGUAGUGACAAAAAGGUAGAAGUGUUAUAUUUCACCUGAGCCUUGAUAUUAUGGGUAUGUAUUGCUAUGACGGUAAAGCCAUUGUAAGUGCUUUCAGAUUUGGAACAAAAUGUAUAUUUAUAUACUGUCCUAUUUUUCUGCCAUUGUCAGGACUUACUGUACCGUCUGGGAGAAAGCAUUCUGCCUGCUCUCACACCAUGUACAGUAUGCAUUUUGAUAUGCUUUUUUAUAUUUUAUACAAAUAAAUCUACAGUUGGAUUGUUGGCUCUUUUCAUCUGGACUUUGGGUAAAUAAAAAAAAUUUGAUUUCA
This is a messenger RNA of Toxotes jaculatrix (banded archerfish), 3419 nucleotides long. RefSeq names its product receptor (G protein-coupled) activity modifying protein 2 (gene ramp2). The record is from RefSeq and is a predicted model, not a curated record. Gene Ontology annotation, biological process: calcium ion transport; regulation of G protein-coupled receptor signaling pathway; receptor internalization. Gene Ontology annotation, molecular function: coreceptor activity. Bases 1566 to 2072 code for a protein of 168 amino acids. The transcript has 4 exons. Gene Ontology annotation, cellular component: membrane; signaling receptor complex; cell surface. NCBI's taxonomy places the organism in Eukaryota, Metazoa, Chordata, Actinopteri, Toxotidae.